Molecule: messenger RNA, 1125 nt
Organism: Helianthus annuus (common sunflower)
Lineage: Eukaryota; Viridiplantae; Streptophyta; Magnoliopsida; Asterales; Asteraceae
Product: rho GTPase-activating protein gacK-like
Exons: 3
Coding region: 1-1125 (374 amino acids)
Biological process (GO): regulation of DNA-templated transcription
Molecular function (GO): sequence-specific DNA binding; DNA-binding transcription factor activity
Source: RefSeq, a predicted model, not a curated record
AUGGAUGGUUUUAACAAUCGUGACCUUCAUGAAAUGAGCAAUGGCUAUCCCCCUACCAUUCUACCUUCAAACAACAAUCAAAUGUUGGAUGAUUGGGGGCUUGGUGCAAUAGUCAAUCGCUUUUUCCCCACCAUUGAUGCCUCCACCACGGCAUCCAACACCACCACCACCACCAUCACUUCGGUUAUACCUCCAAACAACAAUCAAAUGUUGAAUGAUUGGGGUCAGGAUGUGAUGGUAAACAACUAUCCUUCCACCAUUGAGGGCUCAAUUCCUUCAUUUACCGACGACCCAUCUGACAUCACCACAUUUACUCCCACCACCACCCUGGCAAACAACAACCAAAUGUUGGGUGGUUGGGGCCUAGAUGCGAUAGUCAAUGAUUUUUACCCGACCCCUAAUGACUCCUUGUCUUCAUCUGCCGUUGCCACCACCCUACCCACACCCAUUCCUCCUACCAUCACCAACCCUCCGGUUAUGCAUGAUCAAUCGCUAGACCCUUGGACCCUACAAGGGAUAGCCAAUCAGUUUUACUCCAACAUUGUUCCAUCCUCAUCUUCAACUGUUGUUGGGAACACAACAUUCACCCCAACUCCAACUACACCCGCGGUUAACUUUCCAAAUCGCGAUGGUGCUUACCAUUGGAAGCAAAAUACAAUGUUCUCCUCCUCUAACAUUGAUGGCUCAUCAUCCUCAGUUAUUAACACAAACAACGUCAACCAUUCGAUGCAAACCCCAAAUAACCCUCCAAAAGCCUCUCAUUCUAGCAAGAAUGGGCCCAUACUAUCCCUACCUGAUUAUGGAAAAUUAACUGAUCAGACACCAACCCUCAAACAACAACGACAACCACAACCCCAAAAACAAUCUCGAGUUCAGAAAAGGCAGGAGUCUCUCAAUAUCUCCAAACGUACGGAGAUCCUUUCUCAAAGGCAACAACAUGCUCUUGACAUCUCUACAUGUACUAAAAUCAAUGCUCAAAGUGUAUCAGACUCCAAUGAACGGAAUAAGGAAAAACGGAUUUAUAAAAUGCCUUUGGAGUCAGCGAAGAAUGACUCGUGGUCUUGGAGAAAAUACGGUGAAAAGUCGAUCGCUGGCUCUCCAUAUCCAAGUGAAAGUGAGAGUUAA